AUGUGUGAACAAACAAAACGCUAUUUUUCCCCGCGUCUUGUUGAUUAUGUGAUUGUAGUUGGUUGUCGUCAUCCGAACAAAUAUAAUCAUGUAACGCAAACACCUGAAUUACUUCGUCGUUAUCCUUUAGAAGAUCAUAAGGAUUUUGCAUUACCGCCUGAUGUUAUAUUUUUCUGUCAACCUGAAGGUUGCAUCAAUACAGGCCAUCAACGAACAGCUUUUCGGCAAUUAACGUCAUUUGUAUUCACAUUAACCGAAAAAGAUUCUAAUCGUCAACGUUUUGGUAUAUGCGUAAAUUUUUAUCGCCAUUUUUCUCGUCGCGCAUGUUCAGUUCACAAUCACAGUCAGCAAAAAACGAACCAACCUGAUUCAUCCGACGAUACAACACAAACGCAAUCGACUAAUGAACAAACAAGUACUACUGAUGGAGCCGAGAAUAAUAAUGAGCGUAAACGUAAACGAUGUUUAAGAAAUAAUACAUUAACAUCUAUUUGUCUUAUAAGUCAUCAUCCAUUUUUUACACGUUUUCGUGAAUGUCUCGUUACAUUAAAAACAAUAAUUGAUGCUUGUGAUGAACGAUCAAGUGCGAAACGUACGGGAGCAUCAAAAGGAAUUUCUAGAGAAACUGUUUGGGGUGUAUUAACAGGUCAAGCAUGUGAAUGUACGUCUAAUUUAGUUGGCCAUGAAGUACGAGAAAUUGAAACAUGGAUAUUACGUUUAUUGAGUGCACCAGUUUCUAUACCAGGAAAAACAAAAAUAUUGAUUGAAACGUUACCUAAUGAACCACCAAUGUUAUUUGCUUUACCUGAUCAUACGCGAUUUUCACUUGUGGAUUUUCCAUUGCAUCUGCCACUUGAAUUACUUGGUGUAGAUUUAUGUAUACGAGUGUUAACAUUAAUCAUGUUAGAAAAUAAGGUCGUAUUUCAAUCUCGUGAUUAUAAUGCAUUAACGAUGAGUGUUUUGGCAUUUGUUGCGUUACUUUAUCCACUUGAAUACAUGUUUCCUGUUAUACCAUUAUUGCCAACAUGUAUGACUGGCGCCGAACAACUCUUACUCAUUCCAACACCGUUUAUAAUUGGUGUACCAGCAAGUUUUUUUCCUUACAAAGGAAUGGUAAUAAAAAAACUUGAUGAUAUAUGGAUUGUUGAUCUUGAUGCCAAUCAGAUAAUACAACCACGACAAACAGAGCCAUUUUUUGACAUUCCAGAAUUUGAAUAUAACAUUUUAAGUAACCAUUUAAAACAAGCACUAAGUAGCAUGUCAAUAGAUCCUGAACCAAUUCAAAGUUUUGAUGCUAUGCUCAAUGAUAAGUCAUAUUUACUGUCAGUAAACAAUUCUAACCCAUUACCAUCAACAGCAUACAAUCCAUUUAUCUAUGGCAACGAUGUCGAUUCCGUUGAUAUUGCUACACGUGUAGCAAUGGUUCGAUUUUUUAUGUCGCCAAAUAUACUUGGAAAUUUUAAUGAACAUACACGUACAUUAAGAUUACAUCCACGAGCUGUUGUUGCUUUUCAAUACAGUAGUUUUAUUCGGUCACGACCGGUUAAAUCGGCAUUUAUUAUUCGUUUAGCAAAAACACAAGCUGUCGAGUUUUUUGCUGAAUGGUCACUUUGCCCAGAAAAUGUGGCAUUUUUACGUGUACAAACAGGUGUUUUUGAUCCAGCACUUAUUGGUGAUAAGCCCAAAUGGUAUAGUCGAAAUUUAACAUCAAUACCAUUCAAAAUCAUCGAAGAACAUAGUACACUCAGUCAAGCAGUGACUUCGUUUAAUGCAAAUCUAAAUAAUAUUGAACAUUCAGCCACAGAUGAAAGCGGAAGUGAUUCGGAAGAAGAUGGUACAAAUGCAGAUUAUUCAUCAUUAAGUGAAUUUGUAUCAGAAAUGAUUAAUAGUGAUAUAUGUGGAGAAAUCCGAAUUGCUAGAAUCUAUCCAGAAAAUCAAGAAAAAACGGCUUGUGUGGAAUAUUCAACGAUUUAUCAUCCACCAGAAGAAUUAGAAAUUCCCGAUAAUGGCUCAAAUAAAAAUGCAAGUGGAAAUGAGUCAAGUCAAUCAAUGAGUGAAUCAACAAUAAGUUCAAGUUCGAAUUCACUUGUCAGUUCAAGACAUAACUCACCAAGUGAGGAUACAAAUAACUUAAUACCUGAUCUAUCAGGUUCCGUUCAUGAUAUCGAUUCGAAAUCAAGUUCAGCAACAAUUACGCCAAUAACAAAAAGCUUUCCAAAGCCCCUUUUUGAUUCAAAAGUAUUUAUCGAUGAAGAAAAUACAGAACAAGCGUCACCUCCAGAAACCCGUGCAAAGAAUAUAUUAACGCAAGGAACUUCUAGUCAACGUGCUCGCCCGAGAGUGCCACGUACAGAUAGUCAUGAUUCAGCAACAAGUGCAUUAUCAAAUAAAAGUGGAAAAUCGCAUAAAGGUGACUCCGAGAGUGUAUCGCCCGCUAAUCAUUCAUUACUUCAGCAAGUUGGUGAUGAAAUACAUUCAACAAUGGCUGGUCGAGUAAUGUCAAAUAUGGCAAAAAUGGCAUCAAGUAAAAUGUCCGAACUACUUGCAACUAGUGCUGAAAAUCCUCGUCAAGCAAAUUCUCAAUUGAUUCGAGCUACUCGACCGCCACCCUUUCCAUUUCCAAAACAAAAUCGUAAAAUAGAAAAACCUAGUCUAGUCAAACAUGGUACAACAGCAUCCAAUACUGCAAUGGCUACUCGACAACAAAAUGUCGAAACAAAAGCUAAUACUCAUAGCGAAAAUCAACAAUUUUUAAAAGAUAUUGUUACGAAUAUUCUCGAUGGACAAGGCAUUGGUUGGUUGAAAAUAAAUCGAGUUAAAAAAUUAAUGGAAGAUGAAAAUUAUCGAAAUUUCGUUCUCAGCCGUUUGAAUACAAAUCUCGAUAAAAAAUAUUCCGAUGAAGAUGAUCAUAUUGAAGAUGUUAAAGUAACUCGAACUAUUUUCAAAGGUAUGACAAAUAUAUUACGAGCUGUUAUUCAAGGUCUUGAAGUCACAUUUGAAAAUAAUGGUCUUGGCGGUAUGGCAUCAACAGUUCAAUUACUUGAAAUAGCCCAUACACAUUAUUGGAUAAAAGAUGCUAAGAAUGAUUUAAGUCCAAUGUCCGAACGAAAUAGUCCUCUUAGCAGUAGUCGAGAAAGUCUAUCAUCAAUUGAUCCAAAUAUCCCAUUGAAUACAGUACCGCUUCCACCCGCGGUUCCUAAUCAACAGCAACAGCAACAACAACAACCAAGCAAUGUACCAACUCCAAAUACUGGACUUGCUGCACAUUUAGGAAGUUUAUGGCGUGAAUCAAAACUAGCGCUUGCACGUAGCUAUGCAACAGCUGCACAAGCAGGCAUAAAUCUUGGAGGAAAUGUGGAACUUCGGACUAAUCCAAAACAUUCAUUUUCGCCUCAUGUACCGUUUCAUUCGCCACUCACUGUCAGCCCAUCAUUAUCAUCGAAUAUGAAUGCAAAUAUUCGUCCGAUGCACUCUGAAACAAUAGCGGAUUCAGUCGAGACUAACAGUGGUGAUUCUAGGAGUAAAGAAAAUUCGUCUCGAGCAAAACCCGUUUCAGAAGAUAAAUCAAUGGGUAUCACUUCUGCCAAUGGUCAAAAACAAGCAACCAUCAACGCGCACGAAACAACUGACAAUCAUGUUCGACCUGAUUCAUUGAAUUUUACAAAUGAAUCUGUACCUAAAAUAUCUACAAAUAUAUCACGCAUAAAUUCAAUAGUAGCCGAUGAAGAAAAUGGAACAGAUUCAAGCUCAUCUAGUCGACGUCCAUCUAAAAUAAAUCAUCAUCAUAUACGAACAUCAAAUCAAUUGAAUGAUGAAAAAUUAAAAGUUCGACGAUUAUCAAAUGUAUCAUCAGUUAAAAGUGUUUUCUCUGCUGGACAUAGAUAUCGUAAUGGAUUGAUUGUACAAGCAACUGAAAAUAAUUCAACGUCUCCUAUUGAUAAACAGUAUUUAUUCGAAAUUCUUAUCGGUAGUUCACGUAGUCAUUUAUGGGAUCAAAUGCAAGUGUGGGAAGAUGUAUUUCUUGAUGCUGUCGCACAAGAGCGUGAUAUUAUUGGUCUUGAUCAAGGUCCAGCCGAGAUGAUGGAACGUUAUUAUUCAUUAUCGAAUGCGGAUCGUAAACGUUUAGAAUUAGAUGAAGAUCGUUUAUUAGCAGUUAUGCUUUAUAAUUUGGUCGCAUUUAUGAUAAUGAUGCGUGUCAGUAAAGAAGAGGUUCGUCGAAAAAUUCGUCGAAUACUUGGCCGUUGUCAUAUUGGUUUAACAAUGAGUCAACAAGUCAAUGAAUUACUUGAUAAUGUUGCUAAUUUGAAUGGCAAUGACGUUGACUUACGUCCAUCAGGUAGCCGUCUAUUACAAAAACAAAGUUUCACCGUACAUUGGGGAACAGACAAUACUGGUGAUAUGCUAUUUAUGGAGGUUUGGGACGAUUGUAUUAUUCUUCGAAGUGUACUUGGCGAAGUUUAUGAUCGUUGUUGGUUUGAAAAAUUAGUCAAUAUGACAUUUUGUCCAAAGACAAAAGUACUUUGCCUAUGGCGUAAAGCUGACGGUGAAACGCAACUUAAUAAAUUUUAUACAAAACGAUGUCGUGAUCUAUAUUUUUCAAUAAAAGAAGCCAUGGAAAAGGCAGCAUCCCGAAUGAAAGGCGUAUUACCAGGUCAAGAACUCGGUGGCGAAUUUCCCAUAAGAGAUGUUAAUACAGGUGAAGGAGGAAUCCUACAAGUGUGCCUUGAAGGCAUUUGUUUAACAUUUGAAAAUGAUAAGGAAUUUAUUGAAUUACAGAAGAUCCGAAAAUGUACAACACAAAAAGGAGAUAUAUUUGUACUGGAAGAAUUCGAUCCGAAUACAAAACAAAUUCUUAUUAGAAAAUAUAAAUCGUCAACGGCGAGUAGUGCACUGCUUGCUUUUCAUCGUGUUGUAUCCAUUUUGGUGGAACGUCGCAAACUAUACUCUGCUAAUAGUAUAUCCAAUGUUAAUAAUCAUCACACGCAGCAGAUUAUCGAUGAAUUAGGUAUUGUUCGUGUUCUAUAA
Messenger RNA from Rotaria socialis, 5025 nucleotides. The record is from the annotation of a GenBank genome assembly. Lineage: Eukaryota; Metazoa; Rotifera; Eurotatoria; Philodinida; Philodinidae.